AUGGGUAGAUCUUUACCUUUGUUAUCCACUGAACAAGUCAGCAAGCAUAGCACCCCCAAGGACUGCUGGGUCACCUUGUACAACCGUAAGGUGUACGACGUGACGGACUUCUUGGAAGAACAUCCUGGAGGAGCUGAUCUUAUCUAUCCUUAUGCCGGCAAGGACAUCACCCAGAUCAUGGCUGACACCUUAUCCCACGAGCACUCGGAAAGUGCCUACGAAAUGUUGGACGAUGGCAUGUUGGUGGGAUACUUGGCCACUGCCGAGGAAGAAGACGAACUAUUGAACAACAGAAACCGUACACUGGUGGAAGUGAAGUUGAACGAGCCUAAAAUCGACUUGUCCGAGUUCCAGGACGAGCUUCCAGCCAUGGAGUACUUAUCAAUUCAGACCGACUUUGCCGAAGAUGCUAAGAAGCACAAGUUCCUUGACUUGAACAAGCCUUUGCUUAUGCAAGUGUUGACUGGUGGCUUUUCCAAGGACUUCUACUUGGACCAGGUCCACAGACCAAGACAUUACGGUAAGGGUUCGGCUCCGUUGUUCGGAAACUUUUUGGAGCCUCUUUCAUUAACUCCUUGGUGGCUCGUGCCUUUGAUUUGGCUUCCAUGCAACUUUGCCAUCUUUUACGUUGGUUUUGUCAACCAAAACAAGGUGAUCGCAUUAAGUUUCUGGGUGUUAGGUCUUUGCAUUUGGACUUUUGUUGAGUACUGCUUACAUCGUUUUAUUUUCCACUUGGACGGAUACUUACCUGACCACCCACUUGCUUUGACCCUCCAUUUCUUAUUGCAUGGUAUCCACCAUUACUUACCUAUGGAUACCAAGAGAUUGGUGUUGCCACCAACCUUAUUCAUUGUGUUGGCCUAUCCAUUCUACAAGUUGGUAUUUGCAGUUUUCCCAUUCUACAUGGCUUGUUCUGGAUUUGCCGGUGGAACCCUUGGUUAUAUCAUGUAUGAUGUGACCCAUUACGUCUUGCAUCAUACUAAGUUGCCUCAAUUCUUGCAAGAGUUGAAGACUUAUCACUUGGAACAUCACUACAAGAAUUACGAGAUGGGUUUUGGUGUUACCAGCAGGUUUUGGGAUGUUAUUUUCGAAACCGAAAUUUACAAUACUUUUGAAAAAAGAAAUUAA
This is a messenger RNA of Suhomyces tanzawaensis NRRL Y-17324, 1128 nucleotides long. It is a transcript of the gene SCS7, whose product is annotated as fatty acid alpha-hydroxylase. Bases 1 to 1128 code for a protein of 375 amino acids. Gene Ontology annotation, cellular component: membrane; endoplasmic reticulum. NCBI's taxonomy places the organism in Eukaryota, Fungi, Ascomycota, Pichiomycetes, Serinales, Debaryomycetaceae. Gene Ontology annotation, molecular function: heme binding; iron ion binding; fatty acid 2-hydroxylase activity. The record is from RefSeq and is a predicted model, not a curated record. The transcript has a single exon. Gene Ontology annotation, biological process: lipid biosynthetic process; fatty acid metabolic process.